This is a messenger RNA of Periophthalmus magnuspinnatus, 2258 nucleotides long. It is a transcript of the gene c1qtnf12, whose product is annotated as C1q and TNF related 12. The transcript has 8 exons. Gene Ontology annotation, molecular function: hormone activity. Lineage: Eukaryota; Metazoa; Chordata; Actinopteri; Gobiiformes; Gobiidae. The record is from RefSeq and is a predicted model, not a curated record. The coding region runs from base 716 to 1669 and encodes 317 amino acids.
GAGAAAGAGGGGAGGGAGGAGGAGAGAGGGCUGAUAAUAAAACUGCACUGUGAGCCCUCCUGUAAACCCACUCAGAGACAGGACACAGGACCAGCAUCAAGUCCACUCUUCUGGGCCAAUUCAGUUAAAAAGAAUUUGCCUAAAAAAACAACUUGAGAAUUUAUAUCAACUUUUACUUUUACUUCAAGGACUCACUGUGAAGAAGCCCCGGCAAAGAUCCAAUCUGGCUCUCAUCCAUGUUUUCAGGGACAAUCCGACAGACUUGAUUUGAAACUUUUCCAAAACAAAACUUCACUGGAUGGUUAAGUUGCGUUCAAGGACUACGUAACUUUUUGGGGGUAUUUUGAUUUUUCACCUUUUAGCAUCAGGAGAUAAAGUGAAAGAGAAUCCGUCUGUACUAUCACCGUAGCCAUCCUGAUUUGGGACGACCCCCUCCUCUACGCUCCCACCCCACACCCCCACAGAGCAGAGAGCGUGAAAAAUCUCACUAAUGGGUUUAUUUUCUGUCAGAUCUUCACCGAUGUGCCAGUCCAUUGGAGCAUUCCCCCGGACUCAUUUCAUAGUUGAGUAAGUCGUGAAGUGGUGGUCAACUCUAGCUGGGGUUUUCUCACCAAAACAAGCAGAUAAAGUUGUCAUACAAGUUCUUGGACCUUCUGUUCUCCUUCCAAUCCUGCUAAUUGUUUCCAAGUUUCCAAGUCCUAGUUUCAUUGACAAUAUGCGGUGUGGAGUAGGGCCUUGGGCGAUUACAGCUGCAUUGUUUUGGACUUUGAUUUUGAAUGGAGUUGAGGCCAAAAAGGAGAGAAAGAAGUUAAAAGACGGAGCUCCUCAGCACACAGAGAACUUCAACGCAACGGUGUCCAACAGUGAGGAGGUCGGAGGAGCUGUCAAGGUGUCUGAGCAGCAGAGAGUGGACCCUCUGGGGUCGUGGAUGGACUUUGUGAAGAGGCCCGUCGGAAACUUUCCUGGAAAAUGCCGCAAAAGGAAAAGGCCUCUGCCAGGUCCCCCUGGUCCACCCGGUCCCCCAGGACCACAGGGCCCUCCCGGAGUUCCAGGUGCAGAGGUCACUCAGGAGGUGCUACUGCAGGAGUUUAAAGAGAUGAUUAAAGAGGCGUCUGAGAGGAGAGCCUUGACCCUGGAAAGAGCUGGUCCCAGUCAGCUGCCUGUUCCUCUGCUCCCCCUAGAGGCCAUGACGUCAUACCGCCGCAUAGAGGAGGCCUUCCACUGCAAACUCAAAGGGCCUGUGCUGGUGGAUAAGAAGACACUGGUGGAGCUUCAGAACUUUCAGACACCACCAGCCAAAGGAGCCUUCUUGAGAGGAUCUGGUAUGGACCAAGCUACAGGGAGAUUCACAGCCCCCAUCACUGGAAUCUACCAGUUUUCUGCAAACGUCCACAUUGAUCAUAAUGAAGUGAAGAGGAGCAAGAGUCAGUUGAAGGCCCGGGAUAAUGUUCGAGUCCUGAUCUGCAUCGACUCCCUCUGCCACAGAUACACCUCUCUUGAAAUGAUCGUGGGAUUAGAAAGCAACAGCAAGAUAUUCACCGUGAGUGUCCAAGGGCUGCUGGAGCUACAGGCUGGACAGUACACCUCCAUAUUUGUGGACAACGCGGCUGGCGCCUCCAUUACGAUACAGAACGGCUCCGACUUCAUGGGCAUGCUGCUCGGGGUAUAGCCAAUGCUCCAAACCGUGGGACAAUCUGGAUUUUAAAUAAUUUGCCAACGGACUUCUUCUGAGCAUCCCCAUAUCCUCAACAAACAAGGCAGGACAUUUGAGUUACAUUGAACAUUGAGAAGACUUUUUGAAUUGUGAAAAAGACAUUACUUUUGGACAUUUUCUUGGACACUUACAUGAGGUACAUAUGUUUUGGUGUACUAUUAUAAUGCUGUUUUAGGCCUGGGAGUUCUGCACAUGUCCAUAUUUUGAAGUUUUCUGCAAAUAUCGAGACUGAAAAAACACAGCGUUGGGUGUUGAAUGUUUGAAGCUAUAGUUGCAGUACACUGGACCAUGAAAAUGCUCAUAAAAGGCCGAUCAAUGUCUUAAGGAGAUGAAUGUCCCACACUUAAACAUAUUCUACAAAACCAUGUGUUAUUGUCCAUUAUAUGUUCAUUUGAAUGUAUAUUUCCAGACAUACAGAGAGGUAUGUAAGCUGCAUCGUAAGUGUUAUUCAGUAUUUAUGUUGAGAUGUAAAAUAUAUAAUUCCUGUUGAUUUACACUCUAUGAAUGUUUAAACCACAGACAAAAUAAAAAUAUAUUUAGUCAU